AUGAGAGAUACUCAAACUAUCGCUAUGGCUUACCAUCCACAUUAUUCAUCCACACCUGGUGCGUUUGCAACAGCAAGCCUCGUGCGCCCAACACCGAGCUUCCAAGAGCCGCUCUUGAACCACAGCACUGCGGAUCCCACGCACGCUUCUUUGAGACGUACUCAAGAAAUUUUAUCAGAAGAGCCGAGUGACGACCCGAAGGUCACACUUGAAGCAAAGAAUCUAUGGAAAUUAUUUCAUAAAAUAGAAACUGAGAUGGUCAUUACCAAAUCUGGAAGGAGAAUGUUUCCUCCGUUUAAGGUGCGCGUAAGUGGCCUGGAUACAGCUGCAAAGUAUAUCUUGUUGAUGGACAUAGUUUCCGUGGAUGACUGCCGUUACAAAUUUAACAAUUCCCGUUGGACAGUAACAGGGAAAGCUGACCCAGAGAUGCCCAAACGCAUGUAUAUUCACCCGGACAGCCCGUCCAAAGGAGAGCACUGGAUGUCCAAACCUGUGGCCUUUCAUAAACUCAAACUCACUAACAACACAUCAGACAAACACGGAUUUACAAUUCUUAAUUCGAUGCAUAAAUACCAGCCCCGUUUCCACAUCGUGAGAGCCAAUAGCAUCAUGAAGCUUCCCUACUGCACUUUCCGAACAUAUGUCUUCCCAGAGACUGAGUUUAUUGCUGUCACAGCUUAUCAAAAUGAAAUGAUCACACAACUCAAAAUAGACAACAACCCAUUUGCCAAAGGAUUUAGAGACACAGGAAAUGGAAGAAGAGAAAAAAGCACGUCAUUCCACAGGAAUAAAUCUUUUUCGUCUCUAGAAGAUGAUUCACGCCAAACUGAGCAGAACCACAGUGACUCUGAGGACUCGUCUGAACUAAUGUCUGCAUGUGACUCACUUUACUCUCCUCUGGAAGUGGUUAGCAGUCCCCUGAUGUCACUGCACACUCAACAAGGAGAAAUGUGGAGUGAUUGUUCCAGUACUGAUAUCAUAAAUGGAUCAACACCUGAUGAUGCACACUCGGCAAUCAAGGACUCCAUGAGAUAUACUGAAGACAGAAAUAUUUCAUUUCCACUUCACACUGGUCUGUCACCUUAUGGCGAACUCCAUCCAUACCCACCUUGCUUCUUGUCUUCUACUCUUGUGGCUCCAGCUCUUUCCACCGCCUCUGUGACUUCCACUUCACCACCACACCUCUCCUUCCACAGCUCUCACCCCUGGAUGAGACCGGGUCCUUAUCAUAUUCCUGUAUCGCUCAACUCCAGCACAAACCUGCAGAUGGACAGAAAACGUAAUAAUUCACAGCGCAAAUCAAGCCAGAAAAUUGAUCACAUAAGUGUCAGUGGAUCUGUGCUCUAG
Boleophthalmus pectinirostris (great blue-spotted mudskipper) is the source of this 1347-nucleotide messenger RNA. Its product is annotated as T-box transcription factor TBX3-like. Gene Ontology annotation, molecular function: RNA polymerase II cis-regulatory region sequence-specific DNA binding; DNA-binding transcription factor activity, RNA polymerase II-specific. Gene Ontology annotation, cellular component: nucleus. The record is from RefSeq and is a predicted model, not a curated record. Gene Ontology annotation, biological process: positive regulation of DNA-templated transcription; regulation of transcription by RNA polymerase II; cell fate specification. Lineage: Eukaryota; Metazoa; Chordata; Actinopteri; Gobiiformes; Gobiidae. The transcript is spliced from 7 exons. The coding region runs from base 1 to 1347 and encodes 448 amino acids.